AUGCCUAUAAUCACUUCAGAGAGAGACGAGAUCACCACGCCCAUUAUCACUUCAGAGAGAGACAGAACCACUACCCCUACACCAACUUCAGAGAAAGCUGACGGCGCUGAUGAUAUUGAGGAUCACAACAUGGAUGACAGUGAAGGCGGUAACAAAGAUGGCAACGAACAUGAGAGCACAACUGGCAGCGAGCAUGAAAGCAAGACUGGCAGCGACUAUGAGAUGAAGACUGGCAGCGACUAUGAGAUGAAGACUGGCAGCGAACAUGAAAGCAAAGAUGGCAACGAACAUGAAAGUAAGGAUGACAGCGAACAUGAGGGAGAGAUUGAAGCCCAAAUGAGUUGGAAGCUUCCUGAUUACGAAGCCAUACUUCAGACCGCCACUUCUAAAAACAAAGAGGACACAGCAAAGAUUUCUCUCCCUGGCAUGCCACGCGAAGAAAUCAUCCUCUCACCAGAUCACUCCGCCCUCGAAUUCAAGCUUCUUGAGAAUGUCUUUAUCCCCUCACAGCGAGACAUGGCUGCAAGAAUGACUGGAAUGAACCCAUCGCUUGAUCCCAAGAUCUCGCUACUUAAUUUUCACAACAUCGCCAUCCUAGUCAUCGAGUCCAUUGUUGAGCUUUCCAACAGCAGCGGCUCCGGCAGCGCAAAUACCACCCUCGAUGUCGACGAGAUCUUCCUUACCAGCCUCGACAAAUGGCGUGUCGGCCUUCUCAUGGAGCGAGAGAACUACUUAGCUGUUCGUGGCGUCCAGGAAUUCUGUGACGUCGGCCUUGACAUUAUACACCACAUCGUUGAGAACGGACUUGUUGAUGAGAUUUUGAGCGCCAUAGAAGCGCAACAGAAAAGGAAAGUUCGCUGCGACAAAGGUGUCAAGAGAGGUCCAAGAACAUCUACUUCUGCUGGUGGAGGCAGCAAGAAAGUCAGUGUUCUCAAGGCCAGAAGCAAGAAGGCAGGCAAGAAGGCUCCACAGAAAGAGACCAAGUCCGCCGACAAGAAGGUAAAGAGUGGUCGCGUUGAGAAGAGUAAGAAAGAGUAA
Messenger RNA from Aaosphaeria arxii CBS 175.79, 1038 nucleotides. RefSeq lists its product as uncharacterized. The transcript is spliced from 2 exons. NCBI's taxonomy places the organism in Eukaryota, Fungi, Ascomycota, Dothideomycetes, Pleosporales. Bases 1 to 1038 code for a protein of 345 amino acids. The record is from RefSeq and is a predicted model, not a curated record.